Molecule: messenger RNA, 1723 nt
Organism: Drosophila eugracilis
Lineage: Eukaryota; Metazoa; Arthropoda; Insecta; Diptera; Drosophilidae
Product: DNA-directed RNA polymerase II subunit RPB1
Exons: 1
Coding region: 1-1656 (551 amino acids)
Source: RefSeq, a predicted model, not a curated record
AUGUGUGGACGACGACUGUUGAACCUGGUGACCAUCGGUUGCCUUUUGGCCACCGCUCUAUCGCUUCCGGCCACCGCGAAUGAGGAGUUCGACGAGGGUCUGCCUGAGUCAGAGUUCGACUACGAGGAGAGGCACACUCGGGAAAUUCCAUCACAGGCCUAUGCCGCUCCGGUCGUUUACAAUUCGCAGUCCAGCUAUUCGGCGCCGAAGGACCAAGGAUACUCUGCUCCUGCUGCACCGGUUUAUUCAGCGCCUGCAGCUCCAGCCCCAUCGUACUCAGCACCUGCGUCGCCUAGCUAUUCUGCCCCCGCUGCCGCAUCGUAUUCCGCACCUGCAGCUCCCUCGUAUUCAGCGCCUGCUGCUCCAUCUUAUUCAGCGCCUGCUGCCCCUUCGUAUUCAGCUCCUGCUGCCCCAUCGUAUUCGGCACCUGCAGCUCCAUCUUAUUCAGCGCCUGCUGCCCCAUCGUAUUCAGCUCCUGCUGCCCCAUCGUAUUCGGCACCUGCAGCUCCAUCUUAUUCAGCACCUGCAGCUCCUUCAUAUUCAGCUCCUGCUGCCCCAUCCUAUUCGGCACCUGCUGCUCCAUCUUAUUCAGCGCCUGCUGCCCCAUCGUAUUCUGCUCCUGCUGCUCCUUCAUAUUCAGCUCCUGCUGCCCCAUCGUAUUCGGCACCUGCUGCUCCAUCUUAUUCAGCGCCUGCUGCCCCAUCGUAUUCGGCGCCUGCUGCUCCAUCAUAUUCAGCUCCUGCUGCUCCAUCAUAUUCAGCUCCUGCUGCCCCAUCGUAUUCUGCUCCUGCUGCUCCUUCAUAUUCAGCUCCUGCAGCCCCAUCGUACUCAGCACCUGCAGGUCCUUCAUAUUCCGCGCCUGCUGCUCCCUCGUACUCGGCACCUGCAGCUCCCUCGUAUUCAGCGCCUGCUGCACCAUCAUAUUCAGCUCCAGCAGCUCCAUCGUAUUCAGCACCAGCAUCGCCCAGCUAUUCUGCCCCUACUGCCCCCUCGUAUUCAGCGGCAAAGGCUUCAUCGUACUCAGCUCCAGUUGCUCCAAGCUAUUCGGCACCUGCAUCAUCAUCAUAUUCAGCUUCUCCUGCCCCAAGUUAUUCAGCACCCAAGGCUCCUUCUUACUCGGCUCCUGCUGCUCCCUCAUAUUCAGCACCUGCUGCACCAUCUUAUUCGGCACCAAAGGCUCAGUCAUACUCCGCGCCAACAUAUUCAGCUCCUGCAUCUUCUGGAUAUUCAUCAGCACGUGCUUAUUCUGCGGGCUCAGCAGCACCAGCAUCCUCUGGAUAUUCAGUGCCAGCAUCAUCUGGAUAUGCAGCACCAAAGGCCUCCGCUGCUUUAUCGUAUUCAGCACCGGCAUCGUCUGGAUCACCCGCUGCUUCAUCGUAUUCAGCACCUGCAUCGUCAUCGGGAUAUUCAGCAUCUAAGUCCUCUGCUGCAUCUUCUGGUUAUUCUGCUCCUGCCUCGAAAUCAUCGGGUUAUGCUCGCAUGUAUAUGGAUGAAAUCCUCGGUAUGGCAAGGACAGCUGGUGGCUACGGAUCUGCUGCACCCUCUCCAGCCUACGGAGGAGCUUCGGUCCCCUCUCCGCCGUGCCCCAAAAACUAUGUAUUCAGCUGUGCGAGCGUAUUUACUCCAGCGCCCUGCAGUCAGGGAUACGGAUACUAGAUGUCCAGGCAAGACCACUGACCAAUUCGAUUCGAUUUCGAACUUAAUAAAAUGUAUAAAAGAAAAA